Molecule: messenger RNA, 2311 nt
Organism: Perca flavescens (yellow perch)
Lineage: Eukaryota; Metazoa; Chordata; Actinopteri; Perciformes; Percidae
Gene: nek6
Product: NIMA-related kinase 6
Exons: 10
Coding region: 100-1029 (309 amino acids)
Biological process (GO): positive regulation of canonical NF-kappaB signal transduction; regulation of mitotic metaphase/anaphase transition; peptidyl-serine phosphorylation
Cellular component (GO): cytosol
Molecular function (GO): protein serine/threonine kinase activity; ATP binding
Source: RefSeq, a predicted model, not a curated record
UGCACAACAGCAGCAGGAGGGACCAGUGCUGUGUGAAGGGUUUGCAGUGAGCAGCAGGACAGAACUGACUCCUCUAAGGAGGGCGGGUGGGAUGAUACAAUGGAGGCUCAGAACAUCAAGCAGCCCGCCUUGGACAACCACAACAAUCUGUACAAAACCCCUGGUCAGGAGGAACAGAGAAGCGUGCCCAGCUGUAAGUACUGCUGCACUCUGGCCAACCUGCGGAUCGAGAAGAAGAUCGGCCGGGGCCAGUUCAGCGAGGUGUACAAAGCCACGUACCUCCUGGAGGGACAGCUGGUCGCACUCAAGAAAGUCCAGAUCUUUGGGAUGAUGGAUGCCAAGGCUCGCCAGGACUGCAUCAAAGAGAUAGAUCUACUAAAGCAGCUCAAUCACCCCAACGUGAUCAAAUACCUCGACUCCUUCAUCGAAGACAACGAGCUCAACAUCGUUCUGGAGCUGGCGGACGCUGGAGAUCUGUCACAGAUGAUAAAGUACUUCAAGAAGAAGAGGCGCCUGAUCCCAGAGAGGACCAUAUGGAAAUACUUUGUGCAGCUGUGCAGGGCCCUGGAGCACAUGCACUCACGCAGAGUCAUGCACCGAGAUAUCAAGCCAGCCAACGUGUUCAUAACAGCCACAGGCGAGGUGAAGCUGGGGGACCUGGGAUUAGGCCGCUUCUUCAGCUCCAAAACCACCGCAGCACACUCCUUAGUGGGGACGCCGUACUACAUGUCACCAGAGAGGAUCAAUGCCAACGGAUACAAUUUUAAGUCUGACAUCUGGUCCCUGGGAUGUCUUCUGUACGAGAUGGCGGCGCUGCAGAGUCCCUUUUAUGGGGACAAGAUGAACCUGCUGUCCCUCUGCCAGAAGAUUGAGCAGUGUGAUUACCCCCCCCUCCCAGCUGACCAUUACUCUGACAAGCUGCGGAGCCUGGUCAGCAUGUGCAUCAAGCCAGAGCCAGACCAGCGGCCGGACAUUGUUUUCGUGCUGCAGAUCGCCAAACAGAUGCACACGUGGACGUUCAGCACCUGAGUGCCAUUUCUGCUCUACGCUUCCCGUCUGCUCAGUCUGAGCACAAAACGCUUUGCCUUUCCCUCCUCUGGACAGGAGGAAGCCCUGGAAAGACAUGCACUCCCACUUAUUUUCUGUCAUGGAGGAUGAACACUUGUGUUAAUGCUGUAGCUCUCGGGGAAAGUGGAGCUCCAUGUUCUUUGAGCGAGGACAGACAGCUGUGACUCACUCUGACCACAGAUCCUCUCUGCUGAUUCAUUCCAUGCUCCGGCCCUGGGUCUGUGGGUCAGCUGAGGGUGGGCAGGGUGAGAUUAAGAAUCUGAAUAUCUAUCAUCUAUUAUUCUAAUCAAAAUUGUUCUUUUACAUUGUCAAUUUAAGUCCAUCGAGUAGAGAAUUGUAUUGUAUUGUAGAAAUGUAUUAGUGAUUACUAUGUGAGAAUGCAGCUUUGCCUCACUGUCAGCUUGCAGGGGAGAUCAGCCCAACAACCUGAUGUGAAUACAUAUAUAUUUAAUGAUUCAUUUCUAUCUAUCAGAGUAAGGUCUUCUGUGUGGAAGCCAGGGGGGCUGUGCAGGUUUGGACCAACAGGCAGAGAUUGCAACAGGCAGGAUCCAGCAGCUAAAGAUUAAACUAGUUCUUCUCCAUGACUAGACAGCUGAUACAGGCUGACCAUGAGGAGCAACACAGGGCACAGUGGCAAACAAACCGACGUACAACUCAUAGAACCAAUCAGCAGCAGGAAUAAGAGAAACACUGAUUGGGUAACGAGACGACACAAACGCAGGCUGACGAGGCUCGAAACCAAACAGGUGGACAAGGGAAGACAUGCAGGGUGGGGCUACAGGGACACAGAAGGGACAGACAGGGCCAGCACAGAAAACUGAAACACAAUGACUACAACGAGGAACAUCCUAGAGACUUCACUCUCUCAUCAUUUCAUCAUCUUCAGGUUGUAAAGCUCUUUACGUAGUUUUUGCCAAAACAGACUAUCAAUGGACGAAAUAGUCUUGAUUCAAGGUCUACUCACAACCGUUUUCCAGAGCUUUCAGCCAAAUGUCUUGGUCUUCUUUUGAGAAGGACUUGUCUUUGUCUCAUUGUGAAGUCGUCGUCCUUGCUCCCGAAUGGAAGACUCCCAAACUGGGCCUACCUUUUGACUCUUAGCUCACUUUAUUUUGAAUUUGUUACGAUUUUUAUGUCACCUAAAUACUUUUCAUAUAAUUUUCAGAGUUGAUAGUGGAUGUAAGAAGGAAAACAUCAUAAACCAUUUUUUUGUAAGUCAUCAUUAAAUGGCCCAGUAUUGAUUGCA